CUAACGCUGAUGCAACGCAGUGACAGAUCAGUCAGCCGGCUCCGCUCACACACGGCGCGCUGUUAGAGGACAGGUUUUCAGAGGGCUCUGCACCAUGGCAGAUCAGCUGAGUCCAGAUGAGAAGUUCCACCUCAUCACCAGGAACCUCCAGGAGGUCCUUGGAGAGGAGAAGCUGAAGCAAGUUCUUCAAGAGAGAGAGCUGAAGGUGUACUGGGGCACAGCGACCACCGGCAAACCACACGUAGCGUACUUUGUCCCCAUGUCCAAGAUAGCAGACUUCCUGAAGGCUGGAUGUGAGGUCACUAUUCUGUUUGCAGACUUGCAUGCCUACCUAGACAACAUGAAGGCUCCCUGGGAGCUGCUGGAGCUCAGGGUACAGUACUAUGAACAGGUCAUCAAGGCCAUGUUGGAGAGCAUUUGUGUGCCUUUGGAGAAACUCAAGUUUGUCAAAGGAACGGACUACCAGCUUAGUAGAGAGUACACUCUGGAUGUGUACCGUCUGUCCUCCAUGGUGACAGAGCAUGAUGCUAAGAAGGCCGGAGCUGAGGUGGUCAAACAAGUGGAGCAUCCCCUGCUGAGUGGUCUGCUCUACCCUGGACUGCAGGCUCUGGAUGAGGAGUACCUCAAGGUGGACGCUCAGUUUGGAGGAGUUGACCAGAGGAAGAUUUUCACUCUGGCUGAGAAGUACCUGCCUUCUCUCGGCUACGCCAAGCGUUCCCACCUGAUGAACCCGAUGGUACCUGGUCUUACUGGCGCCAAAAUGAGCUCCUCAGAAGAAGAGUCAAAGAUUGAUCUGCUUGACUCUGCUGGAGACGUGAAGAAGAAGCUGAAGAAGGCUUUCUGUGAGCCGGGCAACAUCCAGAACAACGGAGUCCUCUCCUUCGUCAAAUAUGUUGUCUUCCCUCUGCGCGGAGAGUUCUGCAUCAAAAGAGACCCAAAGUGGGGUGGAGACAAAGUCUACACUGUCUUUGAGGAGGUGGAGAAGGACUUUGCAGAGGAGCUCAUCCAUCCUGGAGACCUGAAGGCCUCUGUGGAAGUCGCACUCAACCAGCUGCUGGAGCCAAUCAGAAAGAAGUUUGAGUCUCCUGAGCUCCGCAAGCUUACCAACAACGCCUACCCCGACCCCUCAAAGACGAAAGGAGCAGGAAAAGGUGCUAAGGCAGGUGGAGGAGGAGGUGGUGGUGGUGGAGGAGGAGAAGAUGAUGAGCUGGCCCCCUCCAGAGUGGACAUCAGGGUGGGCAAGAUCAUAAGUGUUGAGAAGCAUCCCGAUGCCGACUCUCUGUACCUGGAGAAGAUUGACGUGGGAGAGCUGGAGCCGAGGACGGUGGUGAGCGGGCUGGUGGCUUACGUUUCUCAGGAGGACUUGCAGGACAGGAUGGUGUUGGUGCUGUGCAAUCUGAAACCCCAGAAGAUGCGAGGGAUUGAGUCUCAAGCCAUGCUGCUGUGUGCCUCCAUUGAAGGGGAGCCCAGGAGGGUGGAGCCUCUGGACCCUCCAGAGGGCUCGUCACCUGGUGAACGGGUCUUUGUUGAGGGUUAUGAGACAGGCAAACCAGACGAGAGACUCAACCCAAAGAAGAAGGUGUGGGAGAAAGUACAGGCUGACCUGAAGAUCUCAGAUGAGUGCGUAGCUCAGUGGAAAGACAAGCAGCUGAUGACUAAACUGGGACAGAUCACAUGUAAGACACUCAAAGGAGGCAACAUCAGUUAGAUCCACCUCCCACUGAAGCUGCUGCUGCCGGCCACAUUACAACCAGAAUACUCUCAUCAAAAAAAUCACUAUGACAACUACGGUCAAACUUCAUCUGAGGGUGUUCUUGGAGAAUGAUGGGACAUUGAUGCUAGAAGUCUCAGAUGGUUUGGACCGGUUGCAACAGAUUCUUUCACCUUUACUUUAUUAGGAAAGUAUGUUUAAUUCAAAACAAACUGUCACUAAUCAAUCUGUGAUUCAUUACUGGUUUUCUGUUUUCUGGUGUUGUAUGUUGUUUCUAACACACUUAAAUACAACAGACAUACUGCUGCUCAGAUAAUGACGGAUGACUUCAUUGAGUAUUGCAGUACUGCUUGCUUGUCCCUGGAGGUCUCUGAUAAGAAUGUAAGGUAUAAAAGGGUUAAAAGGGGACUCUAUGUUUCACUACUUGUCUGGGUUCGAAUUGCCUUCAUGUGAAAUGUCAGCGCAGUGGCUAAUCUGCCAAACUUUCUUAACAACAAAACAAUGUUUUAUGGGCUUUAGACACCACACAUACAUACAUACAUAUAUAUAAAUCAAGAUGUCUUGUGCUAUCAGACAGUUGCAUUGAAGGGUAGCGCACAGGGUAUAUGUGAACAUUGUCAUAUAAAGAAAUGAUGCAAAAUCUCCAAUAUGAAAUAAACUGAAAUCUCUGGUCUGCA
Molecule: messenger RNA, 2388 nt
Organism: Plectropomus leopardus (leopard coralgrouper)
Lineage: Eukaryota; Metazoa; Chordata; Actinopteri; Perciformes; Serranidae
Gene: yars1
Product: tyrosyl-tRNA synthetase 1
Biological process (GO): tyrosyl-tRNA aminoacylation
Molecular function (GO): tyrosine-tRNA ligase activity; ATP binding; tRNA binding
Source: RefSeq, a predicted model, not a curated record